UUGACAUUGCAUGGGAUAAAGAUGCGACUCCUGACCGUCGUGUUGGUAUGCUGCGCCGUGUUUGUGGUUCAGCCCAACGUUCUGGAAGCUCGAAAAUCUCUCAAAGGACACCACAGAAGUCGGGGGAAACCAAGGCAUGUUGUCGUGAGGAGCAGAACUAAUCAAACGGCAGGAGGCACCAGUCAACUUCAGUUGGGCGACCUCACGGAAAUGUUCUAUAACCACUGCCAUGAUAUAUUUAAAGAGAAGAAUUUGGUUGGGUACGUGAUUCGUGGCAUGAUCGGCGGGAUUUUGGACCGACUCAACGAAGUGUGCGUGGACAAGCCCAUCCAUCCACUUAUCCACAAAAUCUUCACGCAAACCCUUCUAUGUGGUGGUAGUCUCUCGGAAGCCGUCGACAGUGUCAUUGACAUUAUAUUUGGGCAGUUCGAACGAAAGUGUAGGGAAAAACAUGGAUUCGAAAGCCUUUAUGUAUUAACCAGUGCGGAAAAUGAAAUUGUGGAGACAAAACAAUUAACUUAAUUCGCAGCUUUGCCUUUGAGAAUAAAUAAAAUGGUUUCCGA
Molecule: messenger RNA, 563 nt
Organism: Drosophila elegans
Lineage: Eukaryota; Metazoa; Arthropoda; Insecta; Diptera; Drosophilidae
Gene: Sfp84E
Exons: 2
Coding region: 22-522 (166 amino acids)
Source: RefSeq, a predicted model, not a curated record